AUGGACCCACCACUCCAGGGAAACACGCCGUUGCGACAGCUCCACGCAGAUAUCACCAAGAUAGCUGCAAAGGCUAUAGUUGAUGAAAGCAUUCCUCUCGUGGAGUGGGGAUUGCAGGUACAGUACACAUAUCUCCAACGCAUCCUGGUAAGUCGCUGGCAGAAAGAGAGUGAAGAGGAAUGGAACCUGCGUCGGGUAGAUUUUGCUGUAGAUUUCUGUUGUCACGAAGGAUCUCGACCCGAAUCGUAUCGUGAUCAUGAAAACCGGGCUAUUACUCCGGGACAACUUGAAGCCGGACACCUGGAGCAGCAGUUUUCGGACACUGGGGUCUGCAUUAACGAGGAUACCAAAUACCAACGUCCUAGUUAA
Messenger RNA from Penicillium hordei, 369 nucleotides. RefSeq lists its product as uncharacterized. The transcript has a single exon. The record is from RefSeq and is a predicted model, not a curated record. Bases 1 to 369 code for a protein of 122 amino acids. NCBI's taxonomy places the organism in Eukaryota, Fungi, Ascomycota, Eurotiomycetes, Eurotiales, Aspergillaceae.